This is a messenger RNA of Oryzias melastigma (Indian medaka), 1601 nucleotides long. RefSeq names its product betaine-homocysteine methyltransferase (gene bhmt). Gene Ontology annotation, molecular function: betaine-homocysteine S-methyltransferase activity; zinc ion binding. The record is from RefSeq and is a predicted model, not a curated record. The transcript is spliced from 8 exons. Bases 140 to 1342 code for a protein of 400 amino acids. NCBI's taxonomy places the organism in Eukaryota, Metazoa, Chordata, Actinopteri, Beloniformes, Adrianichthyidae.
CUUCCUCAUCAGAGGAGGGAGGAAGACGCUUUAAAGGCAGAGCUGACAUCACUCCUCUUCUGCUCUAUAAAAGCUGCACGAGCGCCUUCAAGGACCCUUUCAGAGGAACUUUGGAGCCGAGAGAACCACUGCAGGAGUCAUGGCACCAUCCGGAACCAAGAAGAACAUUCUGGAGCGCCUGGAGGCUGGAGAGGUCAUCCUCGGGGACGGAGGCUUCGUGGUCGCUCUGGAGAAGAGAGGUUACGUGAAGGCGGGACCGUUGACCCCCGAGGCCGCCGCCGAGCACCCAGAGGCGGUGCGCCAGCUGCACCGGGAGUUCCUGCGCGCGGGCUCCACGGUCAUGCAGACGUUCACCUUCUACGCCAGCGACGACAAGCUGGAGAACAGAGGCAACACGCAGAGCUUCACCGGUCAGCAGAUCAACGAGGCCGCCUGUGACCUGGCCCGGGAGGUGGCCAACGAGGGGGAUGCUCUGGUGGCAGGGGGGGUCUCCCAGACCCCGUCCUACAUGAGCUGUGAGAGCGAGGAGGCCGUGAAGGCCAUCUUCAAGAAGCAGAUCGAUGUCUUCAUCAACAAGGACGUGGACUUUCUGAUCGCAGAGUACUUUGAGCACGUGGAAGAGGCGGAGUGGGCGGUUCAAAUCCUGAAGACCAGCGGGAAGCCCGUGGCUGCGACUCUGUGCAUCGGACCGGAGGGGGACCUGAACGGAGUCAGCCCCGGAGACUGCGCUGUCAAACUGGUGAAGGCUGGCGCAGAUAUCGUGGGGGUAAACUGUCACUUUGACCCGGAGACCUGCGUGAAAACUGUGAAGAUGAUGAAGGAGGGCGUGGAGAAGGCGGGGCUUAAAGCCCACUACAUGACCCAACCGCUGGCCCUGCACACCCCCGACUGCAAUCGCCAGGGCUUCAUCGACCUGCCCGAGUUCCCGUUCGCUUUGGAGCCUAGAGUGUUGACCAGAUGGGACAUGCACAGAUACGCGCGGGAGGCCUACAACGCCGGCAUCCGUUACAUCGGCGGCUGCUGCGGGUUCGAGCCGUACCACGUCCGAGCCGUGGCCGAGGAGCUGGCGCCCGAGCGCGGUUUCCUGCCGCCCGCCUCCGAGAAGCACGGCCUCUGGGGCGCCGGCCUGGAGAUGCACACCAAGCCUUGGGUCAGAGCCAGGGCUCGCCGUGAAUACUGGGAGAAUCUGAAGCCCUCAUCUGGACGCCCGUUCUGCGCCGCCAUGUCCAAACCCGACUGCUGGGGCUACUCCAAAGGCCACCCCGACCUGAAGCAACAAAAGGAGGCCACCAGCGAGGAUCAGCUGAAGGCUGUCUUUGACAAAGCCGCCCAGAGCCAAUGAGAGCCCCCCCGAGGGUCACAAUGAAUUCACAUCAGUUCAGAAGUUGACCCCCCACCUAAGCCGAAGAGAAAAUAGGAGAUUUCCCUGAGCCUGACCCGCAGGAACAACUAGUUUUUAAAGCUUUGUUUAGGAUUAUUUCUGUCUUUUGUAGUGUUUUUAGCUGAUUUGUACUUUAAAAGCUGCUUAGAUAAACUGCUGAAGUAAAGUCCUAACCAUCUAGUGAUGUUAUGAUGCAAAAAUAAAGCCUUGCUGAAAUUUA